This is a messenger RNA of Galeopterus variegatus (Sunda flying lemur), 827 nucleotides long. RefSeq names its product synuclein, gamma (breast cancer-specific protein 1) (gene SNCG). The transcript is spliced from 5 exons. Bases 170 to 553 code for a protein of 127 amino acids. Gene Ontology annotation, biological process: synaptic vesicle endocytosis; synapse organization; chemical synaptic transmission. Gene Ontology annotation, molecular function: cuprous ion binding. The record is from RefSeq and is a predicted model, not a curated record. Gene Ontology annotation, cellular component: axon terminus; cytoplasm; neuronal cell body. Lineage: Eukaryota; Metazoa; Chordata; Mammalia; Dermoptera; Cynocephalidae.
GGGGCUCCAGCUGGCUGCCGCCGCAUCAAUAUUUCAUAGCGUCAGUGAGAGGCAGGGAGGGCGGCCGCUGCGGCAGCACUUGCGCCAGCUCAGCCCGCAGCUCACGGCGAAGCGACAGCCAGGCCAGGCUCCGUCCCUGCCACCGCAGCCCAGCAGCCUGCCCUCCAGCAUGGACGUCUUCAAGAAGGGCUUCUCCAUCGCCAAGGAGGGCGUGGUGGGCGCCGUGGAGAAGACCAAGCAGGGGGUGACAGAAGCAGCUGAGAAGACCAAGGAGGGGGUCAUGUAUGUGGGAGCCAAGACCAAGGAGGGUGUUGUGCAGAGCGUGACCUCAGUGGCUGAGAAGACCAAGGAGCAGGCCAACGCCGUGAGCGAGGCCGUGGUCAGCAGCGUCAACACCGUGGCCGUCAAGACCGUGGAGGAGGCAGAGAACAUCGCGGUCACUGCCGGGGUGGUGCGCAAGGAGGACUUGGAACCACCUGCCCCUGCACAGGAGGAUAAAACAGCCAAGGAGGAUGAGGAAGUGGCUGAAGAGGCCAAGAGUGGAGGAGACUAGAGGGCUGCAUGUCAGUAGCGGAGGCCCUGAGGGACACCUGUCUGCCUUGGACCCCACCUCCUCCCAGUACAAGCAGUGCCAGCCCUGGAGAGAGCCCCGCAGCUGCCCACGCUCCCACACCCCGCCUGGCCACCCACAGCCCUGGCCGCCCUGGCUGCCACCACUGCCUUCACCUCCCACCCUCACCCCUUCUGCCCUCUGCACCUUCUCACCCACAGAUGCUGCUGUGAAUUUUUUUUUUUUUUUUUGAGUCCAAAUAAAACUUGAGUCCCCA